Messenger RNA from Quercus lobata, 1363 nucleotides. RefSeq names its product WAT1-related protein At5g64700-like. Gene Ontology annotation, cellular component: membrane. The record is from RefSeq and is a predicted model, not a curated record. The transcript is spliced from 7 exons. Lineage: Eukaryota; Viridiplantae; Streptophyta; Magnoliopsida; Fagales; Fagaceae. Gene Ontology annotation, molecular function: transmembrane transporter activity. The coding region runs from base 17 to 1102 and encodes 361 amino acids.
GCUUAUAUCAUUGUCAAUGGGUUCAAAGAAGUCAUAUUUGGCUGUGAUUUUAAUACAAGCUAUAUAUGCUGGCAUGAUCUUACUCUCCAAAGCAGUGUUCAAUGGUGGCAUGAACAGUUACAUUUUCAUGUUCUAUAGACAACUAGUUGGAACUGUUUUCUUAUUCCCUCUCGUCAUGAUUUUUGAACGGAAGAAUGCAACACCGCUGUCAUUCAUGAUCUUCUGCAAAAUAUUUGUGCUUGCUUUUGUGGGGAUUACUUUGUCCCUGAAUAUUUAUUGUGUCGCCCUUAUUUAUACAUCUGCAACUUUGGGUGCUGCAACAGUAAAUUGCCUUCCUGUCACAACAUUUUUCUUCGCAGUGUUGCUCAGGAUGGAGAAAGUGACCAUGAGGACAAUCCCUGGGAUUGCAAAGGUUGCAGGUUUGAUAGCGUGCAUGGCUGGUGUGAUGAUCCUUGCAUUUUAUAAUGGCCCUCAGAUGAAACCCUUAAUCCAUCAUCCAUUAUUUGGACUUCAUAAAAACCAAGAUCAUCAACUUCAUGUUUCUUCUGGCAAAAAUUGGACACUGGGAUGUUUCUUUUUGUUCAUUUCAAUCAUUUGUUGGGGUUUGUGGCUUGUACUUCAGGCUCAGGUUCUCAAAAUUUACUCUUCAAAGCUUAUCUUCACCAACCUUCAGUGCCUAUCAAGUGCAAUUCAGUCAUUUGUUGUAGCCAUUGCUUUUGAAAGAGACCCUCGUCAGUGGAAGUUGGGCUGGGACCUUAGAUUACUAACAGUUGUCUACUGUGGAACCAUGGUGACUGGAGUUUCAUACUACUUACAAGCAUGGGUGAUAGAAAAGAAGGGGCCAGUUUUCCAAGCCAUGUCAACACCACUAAAUCUGAUAAUUACAAUCAUUGGCUCGGUGUUUCUCUUAGGCGAUGUCAUUAGUUUAGGCAGUGUCUUAGGUGGGAUCUUGUUGGUUGUUAGCCUUUACGGCGUUUUGUGGGGAAAGAGCAAGGAACGAAGUGUUGAAAUCCCAAGCGGUGCACAAGUUCAAUCUGAAAUACCACGUAUAGAGUCGAAAGAGGAAGAGGUGGCUAGUAAUGAACCACCCUCGCUUGUGUGAUAUAGCCAGGAGUUCAGUAUUUUAAUGCAACCAAGCUCCUCGAGAAGGCAUGAGAAUUGAUUGAUCUAUUUGCUAGUGAUCGCUCCAUCCAUAUUUCAAAAUUAUGUGGAACCAUAAUCAUUAUGGAAUGCAUGAAUUCCUACCCUCAAUAUGAACUAGUUUCAACUCUCCCUGUACUUUCGCUUAAUGAAGUAUUAACCAACUCAAGUUGGUGUCUCACGAAGAAGAGGUUACUAGUUUGAAUCUCUCCUUCCUCUCUUU